Epinephelus fuscoguttatus (brown-marbled grouper) is the source of this 5262-nucleotide messenger RNA. It is a transcript of the gene dpydb, whose product is annotated as dihydropyrimidine dehydrogenase b. Gene Ontology annotation, cellular component: cytosol; cytoplasm. Gene Ontology annotation, biological process: thymine catabolic process; uracil catabolic process. Gene Ontology annotation, molecular function: uracil binding; dihydropyrimidine dehydrogenase (NADP+) activity; NADP binding. The record is from RefSeq and is a predicted model, not a curated record. The transcript is spliced from 25 exons. The coding region runs from base 332 to 3394 and encodes 1020 amino acids. Lineage: Eukaryota; Metazoa; Chordata; Actinopteri; Perciformes; Serranidae.
CACCCAGAAACAUAUCUGCUGUCCAGCUCUGCUGAACGUUGACCCUCAGAGAACCAUAUCAGUUUUGUCUGUCAGUCUAUCUUAUCAACAGAUCAGUUGAAGAAAAGACAACAUAUGGUGGCUUUUAACGGUCAGCCUGUUGUUUAACUGUCAGUGAGAGAAGAGGGUGAGUGGAUAAGAACGGUCAGCUCAUAGAUAGUUCCUUUUGGGAACAGAGCAGUCCCGGACAGUGCUUCGGACCUCUGAUCCACAAACUAAUGAGAAUCUCCAGAAGAUCUUCAGUAGGCUAAGCAUUUGAAAGCUUUUGGUCCUCAAACCAGCCAGAAGCAUCAUGUUGAGUAAAGACGUUCCAGACAUUGAGAGCAUCCUGGCUCUGAAUCCCAGGGUGAAGACUCAUGCUCAGAUCAUAUCCACAGCGAGCAAGAAGAAAGAAAAGAAACACUGGAAGAGAAACCCCGAAAGGAGCUGUGAUUCCUGUGUGAAGUUAGAGAACAACUUUGAUGACAUCAAGCACACAACAUUGAGCGAGCGUGGAGCUCUACGAGAAGCACUUAGGUGUCUAAAAUGUGUGGAUGCUCCCUGUCAGAAGAGCUGCCCUACGAACCUGGACAUAAAGUCAUUUAUUACAAGCAUCUCUAAUAAGAACUACUACGGAUCAGCACGGGCCAUCCUUUCUGACAACCCCCUGGGUUUGACCUGUGGAAUGGUGUGUCCCACAUCAGAGCUGUGUGUGGGGGGCUGCAACUUGUACGCUUCUGAGGAAGGACCCAUUAAUAUCGGAGGGCUUCAGCAGUUUGCUACCGAGGUGUUUAGUAAGAUGGGCAUCCCUCAGAUCAGGAAUCCUGAACUCCCACCAGCCAAUGAGAUGCCAGAGUCUUACCACGCCUCUAUAGCUCUGAUUGGUUGUGGCCCAGCAUCAAUCAGCUGUGCCUCCUUCCUGGCCCGUCUUGGAUAUGAUAAUAUUACCAUAUUUGAGAAACAGAAGUACAUUGGAGGGCUGAGCACAUCAGAAAUCCCUCAGUUCCGGCUUCCCUAUGAGGUUGUCCAGUUUGAAAUAGACCUGAUGAAGGAUUUAGGAGUCAAGGUGGUGUGUGAGAAGGGUCUAGGUAUUAACGGAAUGACUUUGACAUCCCUGAAAGAAGAAGGCUUUAAGGCUGUCUUCAUUGGGAUUGGUCUCCCUCAGGCCAACAGAGCUCCAAUCUUUCAGGGUUUGACUAUGGAUCAAGGUUUCUUCACUUCCAAAGACUUUCUGCCCAUGGUGGCCUCAGCUAGCAAGAAAGGCAUGUGUCAGUGUCGCUCCUCUCUGCCAGAAUUAAGAGGUGUAGUGAUCAUUCUGGGGGCCGGUGACACAGCGUUUGACUGCGCCACCUCGGCCCUCCGCUGUGGAGCCAAGAGAGUCUACGUCUGCUUUAGGAAGGGAUUCACUAACAUCAGGGCUGUUCCUGAGGAGAUGGAGUUGGCUAAAGAGGAGCAGUGUGAAUUUCUGCCCUUCCUGUCUCCUCGUGAGGUCAUCAUGAAGAAUGGUCGGGUCGCAGGGUUACAGUUCUGUCGCACCGAGCAGACAGAGGAAGGUGAUUGGCUGGAGGAUGAGGACCAAGUCGUCAGGCUGAAGGCUGAUUACAUCAUCAGUGCCUUCGGUUCCAUGCUCAACGAGCCGCAGGUGAGUGAAGCCAUGGCUCCUGUGAAGAUGACCCGCUGGGGUACUCCAGAGGUGAACACGGACACCAUGCAGACCAGUGAGCCCUGGGUGUUUGCAGGAGGAGAUAUUGCUGGUUUGGCAAACACCACAGUGGAAUCAGUGAACGACGGCAAACAGGCUUCAUGGCACAUUCACAGAUACAUGCAGUCCCUGUAUGGACAGACAGUGGACCCAGUCCCGAAGCUGCCGUUGUUCUACAGUGCUAUAGAUCAGGUGGACAUCAGCGUUGAGAUGUGUGGAAUAAAGUUUCCCAACCCGUUCGGCCUGGCAUCUGCUCCUCCCACCACCAGCACAGCAAUGAUCAGAAGAGCUUUUGAACAAGGAUGGGGCUUUGCUCUGACCAAGACAUUUGGACUGGAUAAGGAUCUGGUGACCAACGUGUCUCCUCGUAUUGUGCGUGGCACUACCUCAAGUCAUCUGUAUGGACCAGGUCAAAGCUCCUUCCUCAAUAUUGAGCUCAUCAGUGAGAAGACAGCAGCCUACUGGUGUCAGUCGGUGGCCGAGCUAAAGAAGGACUACCCUAAUAAUGUGGUGAUCUCCAGCAUUAUGUGUGCUUACAACAAGGAAGACUGGACAGAACUAGCCAAGAUGGCAGAGGCAUCAGGAGCAGAUGCAUUGGAGCUGAACUUGUCUUGUCCCCAUGGGAUGGGAGAGAGAGGCAUGGGACUGGCCUGUGGACAGGACCCGGUGUUGGUGCGUAACAUCUGUCGCUGGGUGCGCGCAGCCAUUUCCAUCCCAUUCUUUGCCAAACUGACACCAAAUGUGACCAAUAUUGUCGACAUCGCCAAGGCAGCUCAGGAAGGUGGAGCAGAUGGAGUAACUGCCACCAACACAGUCUCAGGUUUGAUGGGACUGAACGCUGAUGGCGUCCCCUGGCCAAGUGUUGGAAAGGGCAAACGCACCACGUAUGGAGGGGUGUCUGGUAAUGCCAUCAGACCUAUUGCUCUCAAAGCUGUAUCAGCUAUCGCCAGAGCACUUCCUGGUUUCCCAAUUCUGGCCACCGGAGGCAUCGACUCAGCAGAGAGUGGACUACAGUUUCUUCACGCCGGGGCCUCAGUGUUACAGGUGUGCAGUGCAGUACAGAACCAGGAUUUCACAGUGAUUGAGGAUUACUGUGUGGGUCUGAAGGCCUUAUUGUACCUGAAGAGCCUGGAGCUGAAGGACUGGGAUGGUCAGUCUCCUCCAACAGAGAGACAUCAGAAGGGAAAACCUGUUCCCAGACUGGAACAACUGGUGGGAAAGAGCCUCCCUAGCUUUGGUCCAUAUCUCCAGGAGAGGACAGAAGCCAUUGCAGAGUACAAGAAAAAGCUCAGAAACACACAAACUGAUGUGAUGGAGGCCACCACCAGCCGGAUCAACACACCCAAAAAACCUGUUCCUGCUGUCAAGGAUGUGAUAGCAAGAGCCCUGCGCCACAUCGGAACAUACCAGGACCUUAACAACAUGGAGCAGGUCCAGGCUCUGAUAGAUGAAGAGAUGUGUAUCAACUGUGGAAAAUGUUACAUGACCUGCAAUGACUCUGGUUACCAGGCUAUAACAUUUGACCCAGAGACCCACCUUCCCGUGGUGACUGACAGCUGCACGGGCUGCACUCUGUGCUUCAGCGUCUGUCCAAUUAUAGACUGCAUCAAAAUGGUUACCAUGAAAACACCUUAUAAACCUAAGAGGGGUGUGCCUGUUAGUCCUGUGUGCUAAAGGGAAAGACAAUCCAGAACUUUCCACCUUUGGUUUUAAGACUAAUUAAUUGUGGUUUAAGAAUUUGUUCGCCAUUGAUGCAAGUCAUUUGGAUGGUGUAAAGAAUUCAAAAGUGACAAAAAAAUGAAAUCUAACAUGUUUAUUGGCUUUAUAGAGAAGAAUGGGUGGGACUUGUGAGAAAUUUAGUCUAGAUUUGGAGAAAUACUGGCACCAUUACGGUAUUACAAUUGGAAAAAGGGGCAACCUUCCUUUUUAAGUUCAAGGUUCACAACAAACAUAAUUUUUUUCAAUAUUUUAACUAUAAUUCUUAUCAAAAUUAUGUUAGUAAAUGUGUGAUCUGCUUUAUGUUAUCCCUCUGUAAACACCUUGGGUCUCAUUCAUGAAACGUGAGCAGAACGAAUUUGUGUGUAAACUAUACGUUGAAGGAAAUUUGCGUGUAUUUUGGCAUUCAUCAAUAUGUUAGUAGCUCCAAUCAUUUUUUUAGGUACUAACAAAAUCUACACCUGCCUACACCCACCUGUACCCAUUGUACACAUAUUUUCGUAUUGUGCUCUAUUAUGUUCAUAAUAUGGAGAUGCCUUUGAAACACAUGAGUUAAACAUGACAAAAGAUUAGAAAUAUAACACAUUUAGCUAAAUUAGUUGGCAUUUAGCAGAUUCAAGCUUCAGAUUAGGCUUCUUAAAAAUGUGAAUGAGUUAUUUGAAUGGACUUAAUACAAAACUGGAAAACACUGUUCUCUGAAUAAAUAAAAUAACAAACCGACCAAUCUAUCCUCUACACUGCAAAGUAGGCCUGUGUUCAGUCACAACAAGCAGGCUAAGUGGGGAGACAUAAACUUUAUUUUAAAUGGAAUUUUGGUUUAAAAAAGACAAGUGAAAGUGGGAAAGCAAUUCAGUGUCUGUCUCUACUCACACCGGGCAGUUGGUGAACAGGAAUCAGACUACUUGUAAACUUAACGGCAGGUUAUUGCCUACAUUAGACUGCCUGUAUUAAGAUGUUUCAAUAGUGGUUAAAUUUCACAACAGAGACAAAGAAUGCUGAUGCUAAGGGGAAACACUAUCGUUACUUGGCUGUCCAUGAUGGCAGAUGAGGGAGACGUGAUGCUGCUCUGCAGGGUGCUUGAUUUGCAUGUGGCUGCCACGAGGGAAGCUGAAGAGGACAGGGGCUUGACUCAAAUGUCACUGUCGGGCAUACAACACACUUUUAAUUUGAGAAUUGAUGCCAUAGGCCAAAUUUAAAAACUAAAAUAUAAAAUUAUUCAAAGAAAAAGAAGAAACAUCUUGCAGAAAGGGCACUUAUCUAGACAGGGGGUUAAAGGGCAGAUGCUUGAGCACCACCUGCGGUCUAUUAAUUUACCUGUCCCUGUCACACCUCUACUAACAGAAGAAAAUAAAAUGUUUUUCUCAACUCAGCUUCACCUAAACAUCAACCUCAUUGUUGGAAAAGUUUUUCUUUCUCUCUCUCUCUUUGUUUGCACCAUGUUCGCAGGUCGACAGGAUGCACCUAUUCUGGUAAUUAUCACCUCCAUAUAUGGUGGUCACUGGCUAUAAAUGGGCAGGGAUGUACAUUAAUUGCUGACUAGCAGGAGCACGCUGUCAGUUUCAUCAACAUACAUACAUGCUUUUGAUCAAAUCCGAGUUUUCCACAGCCUUCAUGAACCCGGUGUAGGUUUUUAUUACCAAGGGUUUUCAUGUGCAAAUCUACUCACAGAUUUACAAACAUUUCAUGAAUGAGACCCCUUAUGUUUAAUGUGAUAAUGGACAACUUCAAAUUAAUUGUGCAUAUUGUAUAUUAGAUAUAUUAAUGUAAAAGGAAAUGCAUCGUUGAUAUAGUCUAUGAUUUAAAUAAAGUUUCUUUGAUGAAACAAA